This is a messenger RNA of Penicillium angulare, 537 nucleotides long. RefSeq names its product acireductone dioxygenase (Ni2+-requiring). Gene Ontology annotation, molecular function: acireductone dioxygenase [iron(II)-requiring] activity. The coding region runs from base 1 to 537 and encodes 178 amino acids. Lineage: Eukaryota; Fungi; Ascomycota; Eurotiomycetes; Eurotiales; Aspergillaceae. The transcript has 3 exons. The record is from RefSeq and is a predicted model, not a curated record.
AUGAGAGCCUACUGGUACGAUAACAAGCCGGGUGACCAGCGUGAGCCCCAUGACUCUGGGCGUGCCGUCUCCGAGGAUGCCCUUGCCAAAUUGGGUGUUUUCUAUGAACACUGCCCGACCAUUGGACAUGUUGACAAGAUUGCGCUUGACCGCGGCUACAAGAACCGUGACCAAGUUUGCGUCUCACCACAAACUAUGGGAGAUAUAUACGAGGAGAAGGUGAAGUCGUUCUUCUCAGAGCAUCUUCAUGAAGAUGAGGAAAUCCGUUACAUUCUCGACGGCGAGGGAUACUUUGAUGUUCGUGGCCAGGAAGACGAGUGGAUUCGAAUCUGCUUGAACAAGGAUGAUAUGAUUAUCCUGCCGGCUGGCAUCUACCACCGGUUCACAACCAACGCGCAGAACUAUGUCAAGGCUAUGCGCCUCUUCCAGGAUGAGCCCAAAUGGACACCGCUCAACCGUGGUGCUGAGGUCGAUGUGAAUCCUCAUCGCAAGACAUAUGUGGAUACCGUACUACACCCCACUGCGGCGGCGAAUUAG